Messenger RNA from Alligator sinensis (Chinese alligator), 6986 nucleotides. RefSeq names its product widely interspaced zinc finger motifs (gene WIZ). Gene Ontology annotation, molecular function: DNA-binding transcription factor activity, RNA polymerase II-specific; RNA polymerase II cis-regulatory region sequence-specific DNA binding. Gene Ontology annotation, biological process: regulation of transcription by RNA polymerase II. NCBI's taxonomy places the organism in Eukaryota, Metazoa, Chordata, Crocodylia, Alligatoridae. The transcript has 13 exons. Bases 92 to 6502 code for a protein of 2136 amino acids. The record is from RefSeq and is a predicted model, not a curated record. Gene Ontology annotation, cellular component: nucleus.
UGCUGGGUCACAGGGUGCGGUCCCAGUGGCAGUGGCCACAUGCAAGUCCUGAUGCUCAGCUCUCAAAAGUGACACUGGAAUCGGGGGAGGAAUGGAGAAGUCUGUCCCUCCUCCCACAGAGCAGCUGACAACGCACCUGGGUGAUGGAGGAAGGGCCAUGUUGAUGACCUCAGAGCCCAGCAAAGAGAGCUUUACUGCCCAAGAGUGCCCCCAAGGGGACAAGCAAAGAGCCACAUUUAUCGACAAUGCGAGAACGCCUCUGGAGAGCACAGCUCUAUCUGGGCUAUCUGGGGAAGGCAGGACUGAGCUCCAGAAGCCUGCCUUCUAUGCCCCAGAGAGCCGGCUGGUCAUGAGCCAGGACACAAAGGGGCCUGCUGGCACCGAUAGAUGCAGCCUGCAAGACGACCCAGACUACUUCUCACCCCUGUCCCGCCAGGAACCUGACGUCGCUCUGGAAGCACGCGAGGUGGCAGACGAGCCUGGCCCAGCCCUCUGCGGUGCUGUCCCGACCACAGCCCACAGGAACGACCUCUGCCCCAAGAACGAGGAGCGCCUUGAGUUCAAGAAAGGGUUUUACCGAACGGAUUCCCGGGGUCCGGCCGAGCCACGCAGCAUGACUGUAUCAGGCAGUGUGGCCUGGGAGUGCUCUGCACUAGAGACCCGAGGCAGUGACACGCGUGAAGAAAGCACUUUAGAAAGACUCUCCAGCUUGAAGUGUGUGGUGAGCUCCAAGGACCUGCCGGACAUCAGUCCCUUGCACCCAAAGGAGCCUGCAGUGGCGAUGGAGUCCAAACUUGUAAAUACUGCGCAAAUGGAUGCCACUCAGCUGGACAGUGACUCAGAGGACUUGCCUGUGAGCAAAACAACAGCAGAAGCUCUCCCAACAUGUGAUGAAAUGCAGCCUGCAAGUGGAGAGGAAAAGUAUCUGAAAAAUGAACCAAAGCAACUCGAAGCCUUCAGCAAAGAGCACUUAGAGAAAGCCAAGAAGGGCAUCCAGAGGUUUGACUGGCUCUCCAGCCCCAGUGAGAGCCUGAGCCCUCACUAUAAAGACGUGAGCAAACCUACCGAGGUAGUAGCCAACGUAUCCAUCCGGGGGCAGGCCAUGCGUGAGGUGCCACCUCCGCUGACUCUACCUGUGUUCAGGAAAGCCCUGAACCCCAUCUUAGGCAAAUCAAAAGCAAUGGAGAGUACAUCCUCACACAGGAAGGGGCUGGCCAUGGACUCGGACUUGAGCGAGCUGAGCCCUCUGAGCCCACCAGAAUGGACAUUGCAAAAGCCAAGCCUACAGAUCAGUGCCGACCUGGCCAUGAGCAAGCAGUCAUGGACAGUGAAUGCUGAGGACUCUGUGGAACGGAUCCCUCUGAUGUCCCUUGAGCCAACGCCCUGCAGCUCUUAUGACAUUGAGAUGCGGCCAUAUGUGUGCAGUGUCCUUCUGGAGGAGCAGGGGAAGGAUGAGUUGGGCCCAGAGGAGGACCCCACUGUGUACACAUGCAUUGAAUGCAGCAUCUACUUCAAGAAGAAAGAGCACCUGAUGGAUCACAUGCUGCAGCACAACCGGGGACUGGGGCGGGACCAAGACCGAGAUGCACUGGGCAGCCAGUGCCAGCUGUGCUGCAAUGAAUGCGGAUGGGCAUUUGGGGACCUCGCCUCACUUGAGCAGCACAAGAGGCUCCACCAGGAGUCCCGGGAAAAGAUCAUUGAGGAAAUCCAGAAACUCAACGAGUUCCCUGAUGAAGGCCGAGAUGCCCGGCUCCAGUGCCCCAAGUGCAUCUUCGGCACUAAUUCCUCCAAAAUCUUUGUCCAGCACGCCAAGAUGCAUGUCAAGGAGAGGAAAGACCAAGGUGUGAAGAGCAUGAGUCUGUUUGGAAGCACCAGCAGUGGGGAAAUGCGGGACAGCUCCAUGCAAGGCCUCUACAAACACUUCAAACCCAGUGAGCCUGCCCCUCUCCAGGUGCAACUGCAGCCCCACAGCAGCAGCAAAGGCCUCAGCACCUGCAUGCUUUGCAGUUUCCCCGCCCCCAAUGAAAAUAUCCUCAAAGAGCACAUGAAAUAUGCCCAUUCCCAUCUUCCCUGGGACACGGAGGCAUUUGAGGAAGACUCCAACCAGCCUGGCACAAGCAGGGAUGCCUACAGCCCAGGCAGGCCAGGCCGGUUCUUGGAGACUGAUUACUUUGGCAAAACAGAGAGGCUUUUUUCCCAGCCCCAUCGUGAGAGUAUUUCUCACUAUGACCCUGCCCAUGGCUUUGCCUCAGGCCUCCAGAGACUCGAUAAAAGCAAUGGUGCAAAUAAAAAGGACUUCCCAACAUCAGGCUUUCAUGCCAGGAAAGCUGCUCCAUAUACCACCUCACACAAGGGCUUGGGGGUAUCCACCCUUACCUCAGCAAAAGCCUACUCACAGUUUGCCCUGCAGCAAAUGAAAAAAAAAAGCACAGCAUCCCACCUUGAGGGAGAAGGGGACCGUGGCCGGAGCCCCCCAGUGAGCCUGGAGGAGCUCCGGCAUAAGUGGGCAUUGGCCAACAGUGCCGAGAGCAUGGAGGAGGAUGUUUCAGUACCAGCCGAGCUGGAUGUAACUGAAGGCAGAAGCUUCAAGACCUUCACUGUUCCUCAGGCAGCCUUGGACCUCAAGAGGACUUUCCGAGACACCUUGAAAGCCACCGAUCCCAUGAUUGCCUCGGAGGAGCAGCAGCACCAGUUGCAGAGGAUGGUUCCCAUCGUGCUUCUUGAGGAGAUGAGCCUGCAUCCACGGACCAUGAAGCGGCCCAGAGGCAAGCUGUUCAAGAAGAGAGUUGCAGUGGCGGCUGCACCUUCCCGGGAGUUCAUGAUGGAUGAGGCCAUGCCCUUGGAUGUGCUGCUGCUGGACUCCCCGCUGGAAGGCUCCUUGGAGCUGGAUGACCUCCUGGAUGCUGACUCAUCCAUGCUGAAGAAUGAGGAGCGGAAAUGCCCGUACUGCCCUGAUAGGUUUCACAAUGGCAUUGGCCUUGCCAACCACGUGAGGGGCCAUCUCAACAGGGUGGGGGUGAGCUACAAUGUCCGCCACUUCAUCUCUGCAGAAGAAGUGAAAGCUAUUGAGCAAAAGUUUUCCUUCCAAAAGAAGAAGAAAAAAGGUAUGGCCAACUUUGACCCAAGCACUUUCAGCCUCAUGCGCUGUGAGUUCUGCGGGGCUGGCUUCGACACGCGGGCAGGGCUCUCCAGCCAUGCCCGAGCCCACCUACGGGACUUUGGCAUCACCAACUGGGAGCUCACCAUCUCGCCUAUCAACAUCCUGAAGGAGCUGCUGGCCAAUUCCUCCGAGCACCCCAUGCUGCAGGCUGCAGCAGGAGUGGAGCCAUCAUCCCCAAGCUGCGAGAGGGAGGCACACGGAUUUGGACCCCGCAAGAGCAUGACGCCCAUGUCCGAGUGCAGCAUUCCCCGGUCACCGCUGUCUCCAUUCCCGCCUUCCUGGGGAGACGAGUCCCUGCAGUCCUACAGAGACGUCAUGGCCUCUGAGGAGGAUGAGAUGGUGGCAGUUGAGUUGGGCUUGCCACCCCUCCCAAAGAAGAGUGCUCCCCCUGGUCAGCUGGAUCAGCCUUCAAACCGAAUAGGGACCAAGCUGUCUCCUGAGCCACCGGGAAGCAAGCCAGACCCCCAGGACUCCAAAACCCAAAACCUCACAACGUGCGAGGUCUGUGGCGCCUGUUUCGAGACCCGCAAGGGCCUAUCCAGCCAUGCCCGCUCCCACCUGCGCCAGCUUGGUGUGGCUGAGUCAGAGAGCAGCGGUGCCCCCAUUGACCUGCUCUACGAACUGAUGAAGCAGAAGGGCAAGCCCGAUGGCAGCCCCAUGUCCCCAACGCUUGGGAAGAAGUCCAGCUCCCCCAAGGAGGGGACAGCUGGCUCCCCACGGCCUGCACUUCUGGCUCUCGGCAAGGUGGGCGAGCGCCCGCCCGACGCCCCCAUCAACAAGGCCAUCAAGUCCCCACCGGGUUUCUCCUCGAAAAACCUCUCACAGCCGGGCUCCCCCAUCCUCAAGAAGGUGCCUCCCUCGCUCUCGGGAUCUCCUCCUCUGAAGAACCCCGAGGACAAGCCCCCAAAGCUGCCUCUGAGCCCCCUGCAGAGCUCCCCAAAAGCACAGUGGCCGCAGCCUGAGGACGAAGGGCCCCUGAAUCUGACUGUAGAUAGUGACUCGGGCAGAGACCUUGACUGCCAGUUAUGUGGUGCCUGGUUUGAAACCAGAAAGGGCUUGUCGAGUCACGCUAGAGCCCACCUGAGACACCUCGGCGUGACCGACCCCGAUGCAAAAGGAUCCCCCAUUGACGUGUUAAAUGACCUCAUCCAAAGCGAAGACUUCAAAAGCCGUCUGUCCUCUCUCCUCCCUAGUGAGAGAAAGGCGUUAGGAGAGCUGGGGGCCUCCCCCAGACCCAGCCCAAAGAGCUCGGCUGCUGCAGCGCCCACAGCAGGCGUGAAACCACCACCACCACCACGGCCCCUGGGCAGAGAGCCAGCCAGGCUUCCACCUCACUCCCCUCCACCAGCCAAGAAACUGAAGCCACAAGCCCACAGGCUGUCAGCCGGGGCCAGCCUGCACAGGAAACAGCACCUUUCCUCCUCCGCCUACUGGGCUUCAGAUGCUGGGAUGUCUCCACUCAACCUUUCCUCGGGGGCAGAGCCUGUGCGGGACAUCCGGUGUGAGUUCUGUGGCGAGUACUUUGAGAACCGCAAAGGCCUGUCCAGCCAUGCCCGGUCCCAUCUGCGGCAGAUGGGGGUGACCGAGUGGUACGUCAACGGUUCCCCUAUUGACACCCUGCGCGAGAUCCUCAAGCGCAGGGGUCAGCCCCGGAGUGGUGCUUCCAACCCACUCGCACCAGGGCAGAAAGCCAUGGCCAAGGCCAUCCUGGGCAUGGGGUCACUGGAGCCACGUGGUCCUGGGGACCUGCAUGUGGCCACCCUCUCCAAGAAGGUCCAGCAGCCAGGGAGUCCCAUGGGACAGUCGCCUACCUCCUCCCCACCCCCAACCGCCAGGAAGAUGUUCCCUGGGCUCUCCCCAACCUCCUUGCAGAAGAAGCUGAAGCAGGACCACAUGCGGGUGGAGAUCAAGCGGGAGAUGCUAUCAGGUGGCCUCCACAGCGAGCACCAUCCCUCUGACCGGGCUUGGUCCCCGCGGGACGAGAUGUCUCCCCUGAACCUCUCCUCACGAGCUGACCCUGUGCGGGACAUCCGCUGCGAGUUCUGUGGCGAGUUCUUUGAGAACCGCAAGGGCCUGUCCAGCCACGCCCGGUCCCACCUGCGACAGAUGGGAGUGACCGAGUGGUCUGUCAACGGUUCUCCUAUUGACACCCUCCGUGAGAUCCUCAAGAAGAAGUCCAAGCCGUGCAUCAUCAAGAAGGAGCCACACGCCUCCAGCAUCGAGCCCCCCAAGCUGCUGGGUGAGGAUGGGAUUGACCCCAAGUCCCCUGGGAAGGUUCUGCACGCCAUGGCACUGUCUCCACUGGGUGGGCGACCAGGGAAGCCCGGCCCAGGUGGCUCCAGCCUGGGUCGUGAGCUCUCGCUCACGCCGCUCACCAGCAAGUCCCCAGGUGGCUUCCUGACGCCGCUGUCCGCCAAACGGCCCCUGCAAGACGACCGUCUGGGUGGACACACGGAGAUGAAGCAGAAGGCCUACAUCCAGACUGAGCUGCCCUUCAAGACCAAGUCUGUCCACGAAAAGCCUGCGCACACAUCCAGUGAAGCCUGCUGCGAGCUCUGUGGGCUGUACUUUGAGAACCGCAAGGCACUGGCCAGCCAUGCCCGAGCCCAUCUGCGCCAGUUUGGUGUAACCGAGUGGUGCGUGAAUGGCUCGCCCAUUGAGACCCUCAGCGAGUGGAUCAAGCACCGGCCACAGAAAGCCGGAGCCUACCGCAGCUAUAUCCAAGGUGGUCGCCCCUUCACCAAGAAGUUUCGCAAUGCCUCCCAUGCCCGGGAGCAGGAAGCCACAACCAAGCGCCUGCCCCUCAGCUUGCAGCCUGGUGGAAUGGCCCUGGUGGGCAAGAGCCUGGCAAGCGAGUUGGUGCACAGCGAGCCCGGGAAGCUUCUGGAUGGGGGUGGUGCCAGUGAACGGCCCAUGAUCACCUCACCUCUGUCCCUGGUCAAGGUGGAAGAGCACCAGCGCCAGAACAUCAACAAGUUUGAACGGAGACAGGCCCGGCCCCCAGAGGCCCCAGCAUCCCGUGAGGAGGAGGCCAGUGACUUCCAGCAGAAGAUGGAAGAGGCGCGCCAGCCCCCACCCCGCAUGCGGCCAGUGCCCUCGCUGGUGCCCCGGCCACCACAGACGUCCCUGGUGAAGUUUGUGGGCAACAUGUACACCCUCAAGUGCAGUGCCCAGCACUGCGGGGCCCCGCCGGAGCCACAGCAGCCGGCGCCCGCGGCGGUCCGAGCCGGGGGUUCAUGCGCUGGCCUCUCCUGGGCAGGUUCUGCGAGGUGGAGUUCCAGGGCCCGCUCUCCAUCCAGGAGGAGUGGGUGCGGCAUCUCCAGCGCCACAUCCUGGAAAUGAAUUUCUCCAAAGUCGAUCCCCUGCGCAGCGAGGCCGUGGCACCUGAGGCCCAGGCUGUGGCCGAGGCUCAGUGACGGAGCCCUUCCGGGAGCACUGCCUGCUGCCCCCUCUUGGAUGCAGACGCUUGCCCCGGAGCCAGCACGACACCCCUGCUGCAGUCACUCCCGGAGAGGGGCAGCUGCCUUCUGAGCACUGGGCUCAGCAGCCCUCAGGGCCCAGCUCCCCCAGAACGACUCGCCAAGAGCAGGGGAGCCGGCCACAAGCACUACAUGGAACAGAGCAGUCCGGGGUGCAGCCUUCAGCUCAGAGACAGGACCCUAGAGGAUACCUGGGAAGCACUGGGCUGCGCCCCCACCCAGGGCACUUGUCCCUGAGCCAUGGGGAGGGGGCUUUUCUCCCCAUCAUGAACACCAGUUAGUCCAAAGACUCUGCAGCUCCAGUGAGGGCAGUGCGUCUGCCCCGCAGGCCGCUCAGGCUCUGGCUU